Bactrocera neohumeralis is the source of this 1308-nucleotide messenger RNA. RefSeq names its product F-box/LRR-repeat protein 15 (gene jet). The coding region runs from base 179 to 1078 and encodes 299 amino acids. Gene Ontology annotation, biological process: SCF-dependent proteasomal ubiquitin-dependent protein catabolic process. The transcript is spliced from 2 exons. NCBI's taxonomy places the organism in Eukaryota, Metazoa, Arthropoda, Insecta, Diptera, Tephritidae. Gene Ontology annotation, cellular component: SCF ubiquitin ligase complex. The record is from RefSeq and is a predicted model, not a curated record.
GUCAGCUGUUUUUUGAUGUGUAUGCAUAAUCAAAAUAAAAAGAAAGAAAAAAAUAACAAGAUUAAGAAUACGCAUUUAAUACCAUGAAGUUAUUGUGAAAAUCUUAAAAAUAUUGCUCUAAAACAAGAAACAUACUAAAUUCUUGUUUUUCGUGUGCUGGCGAACACGGAACCUCAAAAUGUGCAGCGUAGAAGGAGAGGAGAAUCAUUUGGCCUCAAUGGCCUUAGCAGUAUCCUAUAGCAGUACAAAGGUGUCAUUCUUCGAUAUAAGUUGGCAGGAUGUGCUGAUACCUAUGGUAGCGGAUUUUCUUACACUCAAGGAUCUAUUUAACUUGCGUUGCUGUUCGAAAACUGCCAAACGCUUCGCCGAAGCUGCAUUUGAACGGCGCAAAGACAUUAACUUGGCCGGAAAUAAUAGCCACAAUGUUGAGUUAGCAUUCGCCGUGCUGGGAAAAUGCUGUCGUCGUGUAGAGAACUUGCACCUAGCACGUUGCCAUUGGUUAACAGAUGAAUACUUAUUGCCGUUAUUAGCUGAAAACAGACGCUUACGCGUAGUCAACUUGAAUGAAUGCGUGAAUAUUACGCCACUAGCCUUGCAGCCCAUCAUUAUAGAAUGCAAGGAGUUGCGCAUUUUGAAACUCUCUAAAUGCCAGUGGUUAACAACAGGCGCGGUAGAUGCGCUGACUUUACACCAUAGUAAUUUGGUGGAAUUCGACAUUUCAUAUUGUACAGCAAUUGGAGAGCGUUGUUUAAUAAUAUUUUUUAGGAAGUUAAACAAACUAAAUGUAUUAUCUUUAGCCAAUACACCCAGCGUGACGGACCAGGUGUUAAUACAGAUUGCCAACUACUGCCGCAGUUUGGAGCAUAUUAAUUUGGUGGGAUGCGCUGCCAUUUCCGAUUAUGGCAUACAUGCAAUCGCAACGUAUUGCACUCAGCUACGUUCACUACUCGUGCAACGUUGUCCGCGUGUAACGGAGCGUUCUUUAGCACCGCUACGCAAACGCGCGCACAUCGAUCGACAAAGUCAAUUAGACAUGUAUCUGAACGAUUUCUAUCCCAGUGAUUUUCUUAUUUAUUAAGCUUACAAAAGCAAAAGCAAUUACUAAGACAACUAAGACAGCGGAGUUUAUUUCUGCUCUGCUUUUCGUUUAUUUGCAGCGCUCUAACAACAACGUGUCAGCAACUCCAAUCGUUGAUGGUGCAUCGAUGUCCGAAUGUGACUGAGCGAGUAUUGGCGCCUCUACGUGGUCGUCUCUUCAUUGAUCGACCGCAACUGGGCUAUAACAUACCGGCAUUGCAGGGGCAUAUU